Molecule: messenger RNA, 5937 nt
Organism: Uloborus diversus
Lineage: Eukaryota; Metazoa; Arthropoda; Arachnida; Araneae; Uloboridae
Product: probable chitinase 10
Exons: 18
Coding region: 116-3511 (1131 amino acids)
Biological process (GO): carbohydrate metabolic process; chitin catabolic process
Cellular component (GO): extracellular region
Molecular function (GO): chitinase activity; chitin binding
Source: RefSeq, a predicted model, not a curated record
AUUUUGGUCGCUCUCUAAUCUAGUCGUUGCUCUCUCUCUCUUUCUGUGCUGGCGCAGGUGGACUUGCCUCAUUUGGACUACUUGACUCGAAGAUUGACCUGAAGGAGUGAACACAAUGGACUGGUGGAUAAAACUACUGGCUUGUCUUGGAAUUGUAUUAGCAGUUUAUGCACAGGAACAUAAUCUCAAUGCGUUGGAUGGAAGUCAGCCUCCAGAACCAAAACUUGUCUGCUACUACUCCAACUGGGCUGUGUACAGACCGGGGUUGGCCAAAUUCACUCCGGAGAAUAUCAAUCCUUACCUUUGCACACACAUCAUUUAUGCCUUCGCUUCGCUUUCCGAAGAUUACCAGAUUCAACCGUUUGACCCAUACAACGACAUCGAACAAGGAAACUACAGGAGCUUCGUCAACCUGAAAAUGUUCAAUCCGAACCUGAAGACGAUGAUAGCCGUUGGAGGCUGGAACGAGGGCUCCAAGCGUUUCUCCAAGCUCGUGGAAUCAGAAGAACACCGACGGAUAUUUGUAUCGAGCAUCAUGACGUUCCUUAGGGUACAUGGAUUCGAUGGAAUCGACCUCGACUGGGAAUACCCGGCCUUCAGGGAAGGCGGGAACUACACCACCGACAAGAAUGGAUACGCCCUUCUAGUCAAGGAAAUUCGAGAAGCCAUUGAAGGAGAAAUAGCUGCAGGAAAAGAGCCGCUGUUGCUGUCCGUUGCUGUGCCUGCUACAAAAGACUACAUCGACCACGGCUUUGACAUCCCUCAAAUAUCAAAGUACGCAGACUUUCUGAAUCUGUUGACUUAUGAUUACCACUCCGCAUAUGAGCCGGAAACCCAUCACCACGCUCCACUUUAUCCACCUGUCGGAAUCGAUCCACUGGACGACAUCAGUCAACUCAAUGUGGCAUGGACUGUGGACUAUUAUUUGACACAAGGUGCUCCCUCCAACAAGCUAGUAGUAGGCAUUCCCAUGUACGGCCGAUCAUAUGCGCUGGAAAAUCCUCAACUAGCUUAUGGAUACGAUGCCCCGGCUAAAUCUCCUGGAGAAGAAGGUUUAGCAACCAGAGAGAAAGGUUACCUCGCCUUUUACGAAGUAUGUCAAAAAGUGAAGGAAGACGAAUGGGAAGUGGAAGCCCCUUCUCCUGACCUCGUGGGACCCUACGCCUACAAAGGAGACCAAUGGGUUGGAUUUGAUGACGAGGAAAUGGUUCUGACAAAGGCUCGCUAUAUCUUGGAAAAGGGACUUGGUGGUGCAAUGGUGUGGACUCUGGACAACGACGACUUCCGAGGACUCUGCACAGGCGAGCAAAACCCUCUUGUGAACACUUUACGCGACGUUUUGUUGAGCUCUCCGCUAGUCGAGGGAGGGUCAAACCAGAGGUCGAUUGCCAGGUCGGCCGGACCAGAACCUAGAUCCGCCGUUGUACGUUUCGAUGAUGAAGGAGUUCUAGAAGAGGAUUCGCCAACUGAAGCACCGAGGAGAAGAAAUACCCUUCGACGUCUCGUUGCUAAUCGACAAUCCGCUCGAAACAGGCAAGCAUCUGGUCGUCGUCUGAAUACUGACGCCGAUGAAAAUGCUCUAGUGAGUCCCUCUUCAACCACCCCUGCACCUCCUCCCACUCCCGAUCCUGGAGUCACUGCUUUUGAAUGCGAAGAUGAAGGUUUCUUCAACAACCCCAAAGACUGCAGAAAGUACUACUGGUGCUUGGAUAGCGGACCGGCCAAUUUGGGAGUUGUUGCCCAUGCCUUCACCUGUCCUUCAGGAUUGCAUUUUAAUUCCGGAUCUGAAUCAUGUGAUUACCCGGAAAAUGUGGUAUGUCCCGUUGGAUCAGCAGGAGUAUCGAAACCUACCGCUAGAGCACCAAAACCGAGAGCGAAGAGCACGACGACCACCACUACUACAACUACCACAACGACUGAGCCUCCAACAACGACCACAGAAGAACCAGAAGAAGAAGAUGAACCAAGCACAACACGGUCCACUCCAGAUUCUGCUGAAAAUGUAGCAGAACUUCUGCGACUCUUGCAAGCCAUCGGAGGGGUUGAACGACUCCAAAGUCUUCUGGGAGCUCAAGAACAGGCGUCCAGCGUCAGGACACAAGAGACGGCUCCCCGGUAUGUUCAGCCCAAAAGGACAAGAGAAGACACAUAUUCUCGUCCAAGUUACCCACAUGCGAUCGAAUCGCCUGCUCGACAACCCCAACCAUCCAUAGAUCCAUACGACUUUGAACUCCCUGGCAAAGUUACGGAGGACGAAGUGGUAGGACGUACUGUUCCUGAGAGCGUAGAGGUGGUUGAAGAGCCUUUCUCAUUCCAGUAUAAUACACCUUCUAGGGUAGCCAACGUCCAGCCAGAGGUUGUGUACGUUGACGAAGAAACACAUCUUACACCCGAGGUUCCUGCUUAUGAAGCUCCUCUUAGGCUUUCCCCUACAUCUGCCCCUUUGCCAACAACGACAACACAAAAGGGCCCCUACAAGACCCCCAUCAGAGUCCAAGUUGGACGCGUAGUCAGGGUUCAAAACGGAGCACCUCAAACUACAGGUACUAACACCGUCGUCGACACAGCAGGUCGCCGGCGCAUGCUAGUCAGAGUCCGCCCCGGAACUCGCGCCCCUGCUGAGGAAGAUGAGCCCCAGCAACCGACCAUGGAAGAACCUAGAACGACAGGAAGGGCAGUGGGUCGAGAUGACAAACGACUCUCUGGAUCCACAUUGCUUGCUACCAGAGCAAAUCCCAUGCCUGGAGUAGGUGCCAACAACGAUAACCUAGUCGCAGUGCGCCGUCGUCCUAUUUACAACGUUGACCGAACUGCAGAAGAACAGAGGGUCGGACAAGGGGUGCGACUGGUGGCAAGGAGACCUAAUGCUAUCCCCGAAGCGGACAGGAACUACGUCACCGUCAGGAGGCGACCGACGACACCAGAGCUUACAUCUACCACUACUCCUCAGCCAACAACAACUACUAGUGAACCUGUUCCUUUAGAGCCAGAAGAUUACCCUCUUCCCACCUACAAUCAGUUUGACAAUUCUUCGGAAAGUUCGCUUUCAGAUGAAUAUGAGGAUGAAUAUGAAUAUGAGGAAUACGAAGACGAUACAACAACUACGACGACUACGACUACGACCACAACGAAGAAGCCAAUUCUCAAGAAGAAACUAACGACUGAGGCUACGGUCCGAACAACUUCACGACAGUCUAGCAGUACCCGUGGGGACACCAACAGAAGAGGCUCCUCCCCUCCCCGGACCACCACGACGAGUCGUCCCCAGUCAGCAGCUGACGACGGACGCUCAGUAGAGGUCCGCUCAGACAGUGAUGUGGCCUGCUUCAAACGGGGCGUCUUCAGGCACCCCUCAGAAUGCAGCAAAUUCGUCGUCUGCGCCCCUGUCUCCCGCAACGGCGACCAGGGACUGAAGGGGCGGGUCCUCAACUGCCCCGCGAACCAGAUCUAUCUGGUUGAUAUCGGAAGGUGCAUGAAGGGAGACAGGAACAAGUGCCAGAAACUCGAAUGAAAGGGAGGCUGUGGUUCGUCAGCACAAACUACGUCAUUGUGAAGACUCGGCAAUCUAAAGCGAAGUAUGGCUCAUCUUUUUGAAAUGAUCGAUAAAUUUGUUUUUUCUUCACAUUCGAGUGAAAGAAAGUGAUUGGCAUGAACUUCAUAAUCAUCAUACGUGAUUGACAGUCCAGGUGUAAGAUACUGCUGUUGAUGGCCACUUUCGAAUGCAAUGGUUGAACGCAGGUUUAAAUCAAUCUUUCACAACUGAUUAUGGAGAGGAAUCGCCUUUCAGGCGGAAAUCCUGAAAAUCAUAUUAAGAAGUAAAAAUUUAUUAGCGAAAAACAGGGUGUUUCAAAUAGUAUCCCACUUUGAAAAGAUGUAACAGCGAAAUCGUGAGAGAUUGAGAGGUGAAGCAAGUGCUAUGUUGGAAUUUAAGUCAAGAAUUUUCGGAUAAGUCUGGAACUUUUUAUACACAUGUUUUCAAAAAUGAUUCAAAAAUUGGACAUUAGAGGGCACUGUAGUCAAAUGUCUUUUUGAUACAUGAAAAUGUGCAGGUCGAAUUCCAUUGCAAUGGGUUCGAUAUGGUCACCUUUCACAGCUGUAACAUUAUGCAAUUGGAAGGUCACAUUGCUGCUGUAAAAGGGUAGCCAUAUCGAACCCUUUGCAAUGUGAUUUGACCUCUGCUCAAUAAGCACACUUUCAUAUACCAAUUAAAAAAUAUUUACCAAUAGCGCUCUCUGAUGUCCAAUUAUUGAACUAUUUUUGAAAACCGGUGUAGUGUAAGAAAUUCCAGACCUGCUUGUGACACAUACCACUUGUUUCACCUUUCUGUCUCUCACGGUUUUGCUGUUAGGUCAUUUCAAACUAGGAACAUAUAGUAAUUGCAUAUAGUGCUUAUCCCUGGCAGCAAUAGAGCUUUUAAUUUCUGCUUUUCGUAGCUGUUUUAAUUUGAUUGAUGAACAUAUGUUAAAAGAAAAGAACAACUGAAAGAAGCAUAAUUGAAACAAUGGUUUUAAAGAGAAAUGUUCUUUCCUUUGCUUUAGGAUUUGUCGAGCUAUCGUGACUUGACUUUUUACAAUGCAGCAGUUUUAAGAAUUCUGCCUAGAAUUCCUUAGACGAACAAUUUCAUGGGUCGUGGCUGUGAAUCAACUCCAUGCCAUGACUUGCAAUUGCUUCCACUGGAUGUCAGAUGAUGGGAUGUGUCAUCGAACUGUUUUAGUGGUUGCUCUUGCGUUAUUCUAGUGACUUGUUGCGAUAUUGCGAUUAGAGAAAAAAGUUGCCAAAAUAAUAGCACUCGUUUGAAUGGAAACGUUUGGACAAUUGCUACCACUUGAAGCCAUGCAGAAGAGGACAUUUCCUGCUUUCAACAAAUGGCAGAUGCAAAAGAAGAAUAGGGAAAAUUGUAUGAAAUAAUUUGUUAUAAAACAUGGUUUUAAAUAUUUUUUUUUAUUGAACAUGAAAAGGAUAAAUGGGUUUAAAUAUUAUUUUUACGAAAAAUAGUUCACAAUUGAAUGUUUUAUGGAUUGAUGUAAAAAGCGUUAUACAGUUGAACACUGAAACUACAGUGAGCACCGAGGGAACGAUGAAUGAGCUCACCAUGAACGUUUCACUCCAGAGAGACUCGACUGCACAUUGAUAUUAAUGCGAACUCUAUCAACUUUCCUUGUUUUGGAAAGCCACUAAAAUUCACUGAGAAUUCCGAAAGCGAUACAAUGUCUCCGGGUCAAUUUAUAUUUGAAAAAGAAAAUCACAUAACGCUGCAAAAGUUAACUGAUUAUUAUUAAAUUUUGAAAAGAGCUAGGAACGUCGACUAGUGAGUGAAUUCUUAAGCGCAAUUUCAUUUUCGAAAAUUAAUAACACAGUUUAAAACUAGUAUUCAACAUUGACAUUAAAAUCAUUUUAACAAUAUAUCUAAUUAUCUUUAAAAAUUAGAACAACCAGUAAGUUAUCACUCUUAAGCCAAGGCUAAGGCAGAACUACUUGCAAUAUACCUACAUCCCGGUUAUAACUUCCAGAGACUGCAGUUUUAUCCCUGAUGGGGACUCAUCAGUCUGGAGUAGAUAUUUAACCAACUAAGCUGGAGGCAGAUAUUUAACCAACCUAUAUCUAAUAAUAAUUUUUAUUUGUAUUAACAGCGUUCUGUGUUGUAACUGUUAAAACGUACUUUUUUUUUCUGCAACAACUUUCUACUUAAUACAGGCUUUUAUCUACUUAACCAUCGUAUUGUGAAGUUUAAACACAGUAAAUAAAAUUUUUUGUUUGAAACUUACCAUUUACACGCGCACUUGUUAAAUAUGCUUCUUCAUCAUUUACAUUCUACUCGAAUACAUUACAUAAAGCACUAAUUUAAAAUGUUAUCUUUUCUAUGUUAAUAUGUAUUGUAUUGAUUGUGAAAAAUGUAACCAAUUUGUUGUAAAUGGUUUCAGGUAUGCAUUGUCAAAA